This is a messenger RNA of Hyaena hyaena (striped hyena), 1035 nucleotides long. Its product is annotated as alpha-1B-glycoprotein-like. The transcript has 4 exons. The record is from RefSeq and is a predicted model, not a curated record. Gene Ontology annotation, cellular component: plasma membrane. The annotation marks the transcript as partial. Lineage: Eukaryota; Metazoa; Chordata; Mammalia; Carnivora; Hyaenidae.
GCGCACCGUUGCCGCCCAGGCUGAGUCUCAGGGGAGGCUCGGUAGCCAUGAUACACCCGGAUUCCCCCCCGACGUUCAUCUGCAUGGCGCCCCUACGCGGCGUGCACUACCAGCUGAGGCGGGGCGAGGAGGUGCUUGAAGUACCCAGGAUCGCCGUCAGCUCAGACAGCAGCUUUUUUGAAAUGAAGGCGGUGGCUCUGGGCGACGGUGGCUUCUACACCUGCCGCUAUCAGCUGCGUGGCCAGCAAACCUGGUCCGCGGACAGUGAGCCCGUCGAGAUGCUGCUCAGCGACGAGACGCUCCCGGCGCCGGAGCUCUCGGCGGAGCCCGAGGCUCUGCGGCCCGCGCCCGGCGCGUCCGUGCAGCUGCGGUGCCUGGGGCCCCGGGCCGGCCUGCGCUUCGCCCUGAUGCGCGAGGACCACGGCCAGCGCUACGUGCGCAGUGUCCUGAGCCCCGCGGGCACCGAGGCCCGCUUUGAGCUGCGCGACGUCUCGGUGGCGGACUCGGCCAACUACAGCUGCGCCUACGCGGACACUGCGCCCCCCUUCGCGGGCUCGGCGCCCAGCGCGCCCUUGGAGCUACGCGUGGACGGGCCCCCUCCCAGGCCCCAGCUCAGGCCCCUGUGGAGCGGGGCGGUGACUCCGGGCCGCGAUGCGGUCUUGCGAUGCGAGAGCCCGGUGGUGCGGGACGUCAGGUUCGAACUGCAGCGGGCCGGCGAAAGGGUUUUGACCGGGAGCGGCCACCGCUCAGCAGACCUUGUGCUGACCUACGUGGGGCCCCAGCACGCGGGCAACUACACUUGCCUCUACUUGAGGUCGUUCCCCGACCUCCUGGUGUCCGAGAUGAGCGAGCCGGUGGAGCUCCAGGUUGCAGGAGGCUGAUCCAGCUGCAGACUCGGGCUCCUUGGCAAGUACUUGCUCUCAUCUGGCGCUGACCCCUCAUGCUGCGGCUGGAGGCUGGACUCCCCCUGGGGGUGGUGGAGGACUGUCCCUCAUUGCUCCUGGGAAUCAAUAAAUGUGAAGAGAGACUUUAAAA